UCAGGUUCGUGGUUCCAGAGUAGGCUUGAUGGUCCUUUGUAGUUUGGUUUGGGUUCGAGGUUGUUGGGCCAGUUCCAUCAUGGCCCGUUACAGUUUUUAGUAAAUGAAUAAUUAGGCAGACACUGCACAACUCAACUCACGACCCAGAGCUGCGUCGUUUUAUGAAACGGUCUCAAAGUCGAGGACAUGUCGUUCCGACUACCGAGUAUCCGUCACUAUCCGAGUUUUGGCGAUUGACGAAACACGUGACUGACAGACCAAAUUCCCGACUCGGCGACUCCGAUACUUCGGCAGGGCAGGGGGAGGGUUCGUUUCUCAACCGCCGAGCAAGAAGAGAAGAAGAAGCUUGAAAAGCAAAAUCAAGGUCGAAGCACUGGAAGACAUGGUGGCGAUUUCGCUUUACAGGGGGAAUCUCCACCGAGUCCCCGAUGCCCCUCGUCGAUGGCUGAUGCCCACCCGAAACCUCUCUCUCAGGGACUUCAAAUCCCUCCUCAACCGUCGCUCCAGGGCUCUCUCUCACCUCCGCUCCCCAUCCACCGUCCUUGUCGCCGCCGGCACUACCUCUAACCCUAACCCUGACCUUACCAUUUCUACCAAACACGAUUCCAAGGAAGCUGGGGAUCCUACUACGCCUCAGUUGAAGGAGAUGAAAGCUGUUGAUGAUACGAAUCAUCGUGGCGAUGAGGAAGAAGGGCCUUCCGGGAGGGUUGGAGAAGGUGCUGAAGAGGACCGGGGGUUGUUAAACGGUGGAGAUUGCUCGAUGAAGCUGGAUGAUGCGCCUGUUGAGAAUCCUCAAGCAGCUGAGAAAGGCCGAGUUGAGGUUGUCAAUGGUGAUGGAGAUUUGCAGGCUUUGCUCGCCGUGAAGCUGGAAGAAUUAGCUGAACCUACUGCGGAGGCAAAAGACAAACCUGAGCUGUCAGGUGAAAAAGCAAAAAGGGAGAAAGAGGUUGAGGAGAAAUUGGAAAUUUUGAAUGCAAAGAAACAUAAUCUAGUGCAACUUCUAAAGCAGGUAAUUUAUGAUUCCAUCUCAUCCUCAUUUUAGUCAUUUUAUUACAUGGGUUCGUCAUAGUCAAAAGAUUCAAAUUCAGUAAUCUUGUUUCUGUUAGAAUUUGUUGUCCUAUUUACAAACGAUUUUUUUUUUACAUUAUUGUAUUUGAAUCCAUCGGGAACUGGCUGGAAAUGAAAGAAAGUGGACAUCAACAUAUGAGGAACUCUAGGAACUUGUACUAGAUUUCUUGUUUAACAACUUCUACCCUCUGGCUUCAUCACCUAUUUUCCCUAGAUCAGUAUGCAGUAUGUGCUCUCACUUGACAGUUAUUAAAUGGCGAGGAAGAGCUGAAGAGACGAAGCACUGUGCAGGCGAUGACAACUCGUCCCUCUGGUCUGCUUCAAGUAGAUGUCACGAAUGAUUCUGGGUCGAUGAUCAGACACGUCACUCCUGGGAUGGGGUCAGAGGCUAAUCUUGGUGCAGAUAUGGAAGAAGCUGAAAAUGACGAUGUUUCAAAUCAAAAUGUUCAUUCUCGUUAUUUACAAAGAAUGAGCAGUAUUUCUCCAUCUUCAGAGUCUCCCCUUAGAAGACCCCCCUACAAUGUGGUUCCACCCCUCCCACCGCGAACAAGUUUGGGAGCCAGCCCAUCACGGUUUGCACCAACAGGGCAACAAAAUCAUCCGACAAACGCACCGCCCACAGUAUCCAUAUCUGGGACAAAUUACACUCCAUCUUCUCCUUCUCCCCUAGCAUCUGGUGGCACCUCAGCAUUUCGGGAUGCUCGCCAACCUAGCCCUUGGAACUAGAUCUAUCUCGACGGUCGUAGCUCUUUAUGCAUGGAGUGCUGGAAUUCUGAGUCUUUAGCAGUUAUCCAGGCACCUACCAUGUUUCAUCCUCCUUGGCUGAUUCUCAUCCUGUAGCACUAGAACUUGUGGUGGUCCUAUUGAUACACAGCCCUUUCAGUAAUAACAGCAUUUGUUGGAGUCACAAUCGCUCUUCCUCCUAGGUACUUUGUGUCUUUAUAGCAAUCUGCAAAUGAUUCAUAUAUUUCUUCUAUUAUUGAUUGAAGUGGAUUUUUUCCAGGAAUCACCAGAAAUAUUUCUGGUAUCUCAAUCCAGUCUGAAUGAGUGUUCGAACUAAAGGAGUUUGUAUCCA
This is a messenger RNA of Linum tenue, 2143 nucleotides long. The record is from the annotation of a GenBank genome assembly. NCBI's taxonomy places the organism in Eukaryota, Viridiplantae, Streptophyta, Magnoliopsida, Malpighiales, Linaceae.